Molecule: messenger RNA, 234 nt
Organism: Suillus subalutaceus
Lineage: Eukaryota; Fungi; Basidiomycota; Agaricomycetes; Boletales; Suillaceae
Exons: 3
Coding region: 1-234 (77 amino acids)
Biological process (GO): glycerophospholipid catabolic process
Cellular component (GO): cytosol
Molecular function (GO): A2-type glycerophospholipase activity
Source: RefSeq, a predicted model, not a curated record
AUGGUGGACGGUGGUGAGGACGGCGAAGUUAUCCCCCUGCAACCUCUCCUGGUGAAGGCACGUGGCGUCGAUGUCAUUUUCGCCAUUGAUGCAACCGAUGAUAUCGUCGACUUCGCAGAUGGCAGCUCUUUGAUUGCCAUGCAAAAUCGUACUUCGCUUUAUCCUUCUGCUUACUCAUUCCCUCCCCUUCCCACUUCUCUGGGAGAAUACUGUAAUACGCCGCACAAAACCUGA